Nothobranchius furzeri (turquoise killifish) is the source of this 1422-nucleotide messenger RNA. RefSeq names its product eukaryotic translation initiation factor 2, subunit 1 alpha b (gene eif2s1b). Gene Ontology annotation, biological process: translational initiation. Gene Ontology annotation, molecular function: RNA binding; ribosome binding; translation initiation factor activity. Gene Ontology annotation, cellular component: eukaryotic 48S preinitiation complex; eukaryotic translation initiation factor 2 complex. The record is from RefSeq and is a predicted model, not a curated record. Lineage: Eukaryota; Metazoa; Chordata; Actinopteri; Cyprinodontiformes; Nothobranchiidae.
AGGUACUCUCUAUUAAUUCUUUCCGGGGCAAAAAAAAAUUGCACACCCAUGAAUGUGAGCUAACGGGUCUGAGAAUUUCAUCUAAAAGCAGCCGAAAGAAAACAUAGAGAAGCAUUUAAACACGCCCAUCAUAAAAUUCCAACUUUAUCAUUCUGUAACUCCAUGACACAGCAAUGCCGGGGCUUAGUUGUCGGUUCUAUCAGCAUCGCUUCCCUGAGGUGGAGGAUGUGGUGAUGGUGAACGUGAGGUCCAUCGCUGAGAUGGGAGCCUAUGUCAGCCUUCUGGAGUACAACAACAUCGAGGGCAUGAUCCUCCUGAGUGAGCUGUCCCGCAGACGUAUUCGCUCCAUCAACAAGCUCAUCCGCAUCGGUCGCAACGAAUGUGUCGUCGUCAUUCGAGUUGACAAAGAGAAAGGAUACAUCGAUUUAUCUAAAAGAAGAGUUUCUCCAGAAGAGGCCAUCAAGUGCGAAGACAAAUUUACUAAAUCUAAGACCGUGUACAGCAUCCUGCGACACGUGGCUGAGGUGUUGGAAUACAGUAAGGAUGAGCAGCUUGAGAGCUUGUACCAGCGAACCGCCUGGGUCUUUGAUGAGAAGUACAAGCGGCCGGGAUACGGCGCUUACGAUGUCUUCAAACAGGCCGUAUCAGAUCCCACCAUCCUGGAUGGUUUGGAUUUAACAGAAGAGGAAAGGGGUGUGCUAAUUGACAACAUCAACAGGCGACUCACUCCCCAGGCAGUCAAAAUCAGAGCAGACAUUGAAGUGGCGUGCUAUGGGUAUGAGGGCAUUGAUGCAGUGAAAGAAGCUCUGCGAGCUGGACUUGGUUGCUCCACAGAAGCCAUGCCCAUAAAGAUCAACCUGAUUGCUCCUCCUCGGUAUGUGAUGACAACGACCACUCUGGAAAGGACAGAGGGACUGUCUGUCCUCAACCAAGCUAUGGCUGCUAUCAAGGAGAAGAUCGAAGAAAAGAGAGGCGUUUUUAACAUUCAGAUGGAGCCCAAAGUGGUGACUGACACCGAUGAGACUGAAUUGGCCCGACAGCUGGAGAGGUUGGAACGAGAAAAUGCAGAGGUGGAUGGAGAUGAUGAUGCUGAGGAGAUGGAGGCCAAAGGAGAAGAUUAAAGUUGGUAUUCCUGCGAAGGAAGGAAAGUGUAUUGGCCAUUGUGAGCAGUUACUUUAACUCAUGUUCCAGUUUGUCCCAGAAGUAAAACCAAGAUGGACACAAGCAGCGGUAUAGUUUCUAUUUAUCUGGGUAACUAAAAGCUGUUUAAGAGCAGUGGCCUACACUUACCUGUUUAUGAGCUCCUUUCUCUGGUUACGGCGGAUUAAAGGCUCAUCUGCGGGUGACUGGAUGUGAGCGUCAUCUUCCAGUUCCUGGGUGUUCAUUAUUUCAUGUGGAAUCAAUAAAGCUCUGGAGACUCAA